AUGGAGGAGAAAGACAGGCGGGAGGACGAGGAGGAGCGGGAGGAGCGGGAUGAGAAGGAGCAGCAGCAGGAGGAGGAGCAGGCGUGGACGGAGGGGCGGGUUGAUCCUCAAGAGCAGGCCGAGGUAGAUGAUGGGCAAGAUGAGCAGCAGGAAGAUCGUGAGGAACACGUUGUGACGACGCCUCAAAGAAAAGGAGAGGUGCAGGACUUGUUCACCACAGCAGCGCAGGUCUUGGAGAUCAGGAGGGACAGUUUCCGCGAGGCUGAAGUCGAGGUCAUGGGCACGACGACGCAUGAAUGCAUGAUGCCGAGAGCCUCGCCCACGGGGGCGGUCACUGCGGGCACGCUGUCCCAGCGCGCCGCCGAUGGUAUUUUCGCAUCGUGCAUGGACCUGCUAAGCCGUGCCGAGGUCGGCUUCAUGUUGGGCAAUUGUGAGUUCUUCUUUUGCGUUCGGAGCGACAAACCGUUCCGCUGCGCGCCCGCCGGUGACACAUCCGCUCACUUCACGGCGGCUGCAGAGGCAGCCCUGCGGCCCGAGCUGGGACCAAAAAACCUGUUCGUGAGACCAGACAGGCAGAAGAUGAUCAAAGCGAGCCGGGUCAGCUUCGACAGGCACGCUUUCUGGGGCGUCGGCUUCGCUGCGAACGGAGCGCCGAGCCCGCUGCUGAUGGCGGCGCAGUGCCGCCACCCGGCCGCGGUCGCGGCGCUGUGCGAGCACGGCGCGCGCGUGACGCCCGAGGUGCUGGAGGAGGUGAAGCUCAUCUCGCAGGAGUCGCGCCGCGUGAGAAUCGACGAGAUCCUCAGGCCACAGGUCCAGGGCGACCCGAACAUGAAGCUGCCCCUGUGGGUCUGGGUGCAGGCCGGCAGCCUCCCCGCCGUGGAGGCCCUCCUGCGAAACGCCGCGCACGACGAGGCGGUCGGUGCGGACGUCUUCAUCGCGCUGCACCGCAGCCGCGGCGACGAGGAGACCAGGAGAGGCAUGGCCGAGAGGCUCCGCGAGCACGUUGGGGAGGCGCGGCUCAGGCACUUGCAGACGUCCGCAGCGACGCGAAUGCUCAUGCUGGAGCUGCGGCAGGCCCACGACGAGGAGCGGGACGUCGAGGUCUCGACCGUGCGGGAGGCGCUGGCCCUCGGCGCCGACGCCGCCGCGCGCGAGGAGGGCCACGAGGACGAGGAGGAGGCCGAGGGCGGAGGCUACGGUCUCACAGCGCUCGACUUGGUGGCCAUGAACAGACGCAGCAGCGCGGACUCCGUGCGCAGCACGAUCGAGGUCCUGCUGGAGGCCCGGGCGGACGUGAACGCGGAGACGGAGGCAGUCACGCCCCUGUUGGCGGCGCUGCACCACUGCCACGUCGCGGCGGUCGAGGCGCUCUGCAAGGGCCCUGUGAAGUUCACGGGGGAGAUCCUGGACGAG
This is a messenger RNA of Prorocentrum cordatum, 1413 nucleotides long. Lineage: Eukaryota; Dinophyceae; Prorocentrales; Prorocentraceae. The record is from the annotation of a GenBank genome assembly.